Bipolaris oryzae ATCC 44560 is the source of this 1872-nucleotide messenger RNA. RefSeq lists its product as uncharacterized. Bases 1 to 1872 code for a protein of 623 amino acids. The record is from RefSeq and is a predicted model, not a curated record. Lineage: Eukaryota; Fungi; Ascomycota; Dothideomycetes; Pleosporales; Pleosporaceae. The transcript has 2 exons.
AUGACGACAAACGCACCCUACUACCAAAUGCGUUCCGGCCAGUUCAUUACCACGUCCAACAGCACAAACGCUGCACCGCCCCAAUUCGUAGCCGGAGACGAAGAAUAUGAUUUGGCUGGUCCUGCUGCUGUUACAGCGCCGCUCGAUCAUCAUCUCAGCCCGCAUUUGUAUGUCGAACACACUGCGCAACAGACGUCUGCCGACCAUACACUGGAAGAGAACCACAAUCUCGCAGAGUUGCUGGAGGCUGCCACAGCUGCUGGUCACGCUGCUCAAGUUAUGGAUACAAGUGAUACAGGUGGGGCGACUCCUACAUCUCAAGGUAGGAGCAAAAGGAAAAGGCCGACUGGCUCUCUAGUUGCAGAUUCCUCCCACCAAGCAGAUGAACCUAUCAAUACCAGACGGAGAAGACCCGAAGAGCCCACAGAUCCUCGAUUGCAAGAUGUCAUCUGUGAGAUGGGUGGAGAUUUAGUCAAUGACAAUCCAUCCCCCUCCAGUGAGCCUCAACCCAGCAAUGCUCGUGCUGCAGGUGUCCAUUCUGCUGCUGCCCUCUUCCGUCGAUCUUCGGAUAGAACAGCUCGUAAACACACACGUCCGCCAAUGUCCAAGCUGUUCAUCUCCCUUCGGCUCAGCCCUGAGAACUUUCUCCAACUCCAAGCCUCUGCGAAAGCAUACAUGCUUGACUCGUCACACCCCGAAAGGCAAAGUUGCGUUGGCAAUCGUGGCAAGGGAGACAACGAUAUGGUCAAACUGAGGCUCUUCAACUGUGUCCGCGACUUCUUGAGCAAUGGAGUGGGUGAGCGGUUCUUUGGUGAGCAUGUGGAAAAGCCAGAGGAAAACGAUACCAUAGAAGCUGCUCGUGCGCUGGGAGAGAUGGAGACGCCUGAGGCAAGUCCACGACUCAUCUGGCCAAGAGAUGGUAACAAGAUUGUUGGGCUUGUCACCCCCCUCAUGAGACGCAUGGUCACGAACGAGCGACAACGACAGUAUGCAAUUGAGACAAGGAAAGGGGGCUCUAAGCAAAAAGAGAAGGAAAGCAGUGUGAAGGCUAUUACUCAGCAAGAUGGGAAUCGCGAUGUACACCAACUCGAGCAUCACUUGCAACCAGCAUUCGAUCCUGACCUGAGUCAUGCUUGCCGGUAUUCACAGGCAAUUCUACCGUCAUCACCAACAUCCGUCGCCCUCGAGCAACGUUCAUCACAGGACCAGAUAUGUCUUGCGGAUUUGGAACAAAAGACACAUGACCAUGCAACAACAGCUUUAAGUUCAAAGCUAUCCAGGACGGGCACGGCCAAUCCCAACCUGAGGCAUAUCAACAUAUUUCUUGUAGGGCCCUCGUCUGGCACCACGUCAGACACCAAAAUCGGUGAGAGACGCAUCACCGCCGAAGCGCAAUCACACCUGGCCUGGUACGACUACAGCGACUUUAUGAAUGAGGUUGUCUCGCUAUUGCAAACUGCUAAGGAUAGUUAUCCUGAACUGGAGUUGUGGAUUGGGUCUCUCCAGGCACCAGACAACAACCUCCGCGGACUUGCUGCUGCUGCCAAUGCUUUACAGACUGAGGGCGCCCCUCAAGGACCUAUUGCAAUUAGUAAAUCGACCGGAAUACCUCCAGCUGAUGAUGUGUCGGCUGCAUUACCGCCCCCUGCCUCUGCAGCCGCUGUCCGUCCCACCAUGGAUAAAUGCAACAAGACCGACAACAGGCUACUCUCCCGCUGUGUCAUCAAAUCCAUCGGUCCCGAGGGGUGGCGCCAUAUUCGCAAUGCUGACGACUGGUACAGUGUAUUGAGAGAAAAGGCGUUUGCCGUCUGGGCGGAUGGCAUCUGUAAUGUAGUUGUUGAAUUGGUGGACCCGUCGGUCAUGGAUGCGUAA